ACAUUUAACGGAAUAAUGACGGACAAAGGCUUGAUGAAACGAAUUUCAUUAUCCUCGAAAAGUCGGGCCAGUUUCCCUUCUGGCGGAGGACAUGUAUCGGCCGGAUCAUCAUCAUCAUCAGCUGUUCCUGGCAAUGCCGGUGCCGUCGGCCCAGGAUGCAGUAAGCUGCCACCGGUAAAACCUUCGCUGGUAACCAGCAUCCCAUCGCCCAAUUCUCCCGAUCAGUCCGUGCUAUUUCCACACAUUAAAACUUUGGACAACUCGAAGGUGUUGCCAAAGUAUACUGCAGCGCUGGCAAAUACCACGGAAGAAUUGAUACCGGCUGAAGAUUUGGAUACAAUUCAGCUGGAACUAGAGCUGUUGCUGUCGACGGUUGCGUUGCGAUCGCGGGUAUUAAAGGCGGAGCUGGAAACGAUCGACAAAGCAGAUGAGCGUCGCGAACGCAAAGGAAAGCAUUUGGAGCGAGCACCUUCAUCGCCGGGCAAGCGGAAGCGCUUGGAAGAGAAACAGAAAUUGCGCGAAAGUGCCGGCAAGUUGUUUGGCCACCAGAUGAAGCUUUCGAAAAUCAAACAUUCUUCCUCGCUCGUACCACCAUCACCGGCACCGUCGCAAAAUACGGAUGAUAGCAUGGAUGCGGUUCCUUUCUUGCCACAGAACCAUCACCUACAGCACCUAAGCAGCGAUAGUACGAAACCGAUUGUGCCGAAAAAUGAUACACCAAACAAAUUUUGGCUUUCGGUCGAACCGUACUGUAUGCCAAUCUCGCACGAAGAUUUAAAGCUUUUAGAUGAUCUGCUGGAGGAAUACUCAGGACCGCUGAUUCCUCCCAUACCCGAGUUGGGACCGCAUUACAGCACGCAAUGGGCAGCGGAUGACAUAAAGGAGGAACAGGAUGGUGUGGCAAAUUCCGUUGGAUCCAAAUCAAAGUCCAAAACGCUCACCAAUGGCGAUGUUAGCAAAAAGGAAAAGAUAAUGGGAGAAGGAAUCACAGGUCCGCUGACUCAACGGCUUGUUUCGGCAUUGAUGGAAGAGAACCUGCAUCCAGACUGUAGCAGCAACGAGAACAGCAACAGUAGCUCUGACGUCACGCACAGCAAUCAUGCACGAAGUGCCGUUUCUCUGUUAAAAAAUGGAAUAAGCAUCGAGCGAAGACUUCGCCGGGAGCUGAUCGAGCAGGGCAUUCUGGACGCCGAUGAUAUGCCGAAAAGUCAGCAGGACGAUGAAAUACUUUCCGAAAUCAAUCGCGUUCGUACGGAGCUCGCAGUUAUUGCGGAGUACAAUUCGAACGAGAUUCGCAAACUACAAUCGAUGGCUAAAGACGAAAUGAAGCGGAUCGAGGUCAAACGUAAGCUGGAUCGAGUUGAUCAAGAGAUAAUGGAUACAUAUCAAAAGGUAAUUGCGGCGCGACUUAAACGCCGACAGUUAACCAAACAGGAACGCGAUGAGGUGUAUCGAUUAACUGAGGAACAAAAGCGUCUUUCGGAUCAGUUGGAGCUGAUGCCUGUGCAUGGACCGUUCGGACGAACUACGAAUUAAUGCG
Messenger RNA from Anopheles maculipalpis, 1540 nucleotides. It is a transcript of the gene Ada3, whose product is annotated as transcriptional adapter 3. Gene Ontology annotation, biological process: regulation of transcription by RNA polymerase II. NCBI's taxonomy places the organism in Eukaryota, Metazoa, Arthropoda, Insecta, Diptera, Culicidae. Gene Ontology annotation, molecular function: transcription coactivator activity. The coding region runs from base 16 to 1536 and encodes 506 amino acids. The transcript is spliced from 4 exons. Gene Ontology annotation, cellular component: SAGA complex. The record is from RefSeq and is a predicted model, not a curated record.